AUGGCACCGGCUAAAGAUACCAGGCAUGCAAAUAAGCCCAAGAAAUCAAUUGAAAAUCCACGGAUACUCAAACGAAAACGCAAUGAGACAGAAUUAUCGACAAUCAUCCAACGAGUCGAAGAGCUCGACCCAAAAAUUCGACUCGAAUCCUUCUCCGAAUUACCGCUCUCAGAUCCCACGUCGUCAGGUCUCACUGCUUCACAUUUCAAGUCAUUAACUGAUAUUCAGUCUCGAUCUAUUCCAUAUGCGCUGAAAGGACGAGAUAUUCUAGGCGCUGCGAAGACCGGUAGCGGCAAGACAUUGGCGUUCCUGGUCCCCGUCUUGGAGAAUCUUUAUCGCAAGAAGUGGACAGAGUACGAUGGACUGGGCGCUAUUGUGUUAUCUCCCACACGGGAAUUGGCGAUUCAGAUAUUCGAGGUAUUGAGGAAAGUCGGCCGAUAUCAUACAUUUUCAGCAGGAUUGGUUAUUGGAGGGAAAAGUUUAAAGGAAGAGCAGGAACGUCUUGGGAGGAUGAAUAUUCUCGUCUGUACACCGGGUCGAAUGCUUCAACAUCUGGAUCAGACGGCCGAACUUGACGUGUAUAACUUACAGAUGCUGGUUCUCGAUGAGGCAGAUCGAAUCAUGGAUAUGGGAUUUCAACAGACGGUGGAUGCGAUCAUUGAGCAUUUACCCAAGACGCGCCAGACGAUGCUGUUUAGUGCAACUCAGACGAAGAAAGUGUCUGAUCUUGCGCGGUUGAGUCUUCAGGAUCCUGAGUAUGUUGCGGUGCAUGAAACUGCUGCUAGCGCAACGCCGUCAACACUUCAGCAACAUUAUAUUAUCACGCCGCUGCCGGAGAAGCUGGACACACUGUAUAGCUUUAUCAGAAGCAAUCUCAAGUCCAAAACGAUUGUCUUUAUGUCUUCGGGAAAACAGGUUAGGUUUGUCUAUGAAUCGCUGCGACAUCUCCAGCCUGGUAUUCCACUACUACACCUCCACGGACGUCAAAAGCAAGGUGGACGACUCGAUAUUACGACCCGAUUUGCUCAAUCCAAGCAUGCGGUUUUAUUUUCCACGGAUGUUGCAGCUCGAGGAUUGGAUUUCCCCGCUGUUGAUUGGGUUAUUCAAUUGGACUGUCCUGAGGAUGCGGAUACCUAUAUUCACCGAGUGGGAAGGACAGCCCGCUACGAAAGGAAUGGACGUGCAGUUCUUUUCUUGGACCCAAGCGAAGAGGAAGGGAUGCUGAAGCGUCUUGAGCAGAAAAAGGUACCCAUCGAACGGAUCAACGUCAAAGCCAAGAAACAGCAAAGCAUCAAAGAUCAGUUGCAGAAUAUGUGCUUCAAGGAUCCGGAGCUCAAGUAUCUGGGUCAGAAAGCUUUUAUUUCUUAUGUGAAAUCUAUCCAUGUGCAGAAAGAUAAGGAGGUUUUCAAGGUCAAGGAUCUAGCACUAGACGCAUUCGCUUCUAGUCUUGGUCUUCCCGGUGCACCGCGAAUCAAGUUCAUCAAGGGCGAGGAUAGUAAAUUACAAAAGAACCAGCCUCGUGCGCUGCGGUACAUGUCGAGCGAUGACUCUGAUCAGGAGGAAGGCGAGAAAAAGACGAAAAAGAAGGAUGGUGUUCGCACGAAGUAUGAUCGUAUGUUUGAGCGACGCAAUCAGGAUGUGUUGGCCGAUCAUUAUUCGAAACUUAUCAACGACGAUGGUACGAUGGUGGAUCAGGGUAAUGGCAUCAAUGGUGACGCGGAUGAGGAUGAGGAGUUCUUAUCUGUUAAACGACGCUUUGCUGCCGGUGACGAUGCUCUCGGUGACAGUGAUUCAGACGAUUCCAGUUCAUCGCACGAUAAACAGAAAUCAUUCAAUGAUGGCGACAAAGCUAAACUUGGAAAAAAAGUCAAAGUUGUCAAGAUCUCCGACGCUGCCGAACCACUCAUCAUCGACUCCAAGCGCCGCGAGAAACUGCUUCAAUCCAAGAAGAAGCUCCUCAAAUAUAAAGGCCACAGCACAAAACUGAUUUACGACGAUGACGGCGUACCGCAUGAAGCAUACGAACUACAAGAUGAAGGGAAAUUCCGCGCCGACGGAGAUGCGCAAACCCAACGCGCCAAGUUCCUGGAAACAGAAGCAGAGAGGAACCGUGUGGCCGAUAUUGAGGAUAAGGAACUUGAGAAACAGAAGAAACGGGAGAAGAAGGAGAAGCGCAAGGCGAAGGAGCGAGCGUUGGCUGAGGGCGAAAAUGGUGUUGCUGUGUUGGCUGGGGAGGAAGAAUUUGUUGAUCCGUUCCAGUCGGAUCGGAGUGACGGUGACGAGGAGGUGUCUGCAAGCAGAGGGAAGAAGCAUGUCCCUGAAGAGGAAGAGGAUGCUCCUCGCCAGAGUAAGCGAUCUAAGAAAUCUCACAAGGUCGAAUCGUCAGCCAAAGAGCCUCUUGAGGUCAAUACGUUGGAGGAUCUGGAGGCAUUGGCGACUGGGCUUUUGGCAUAAGUACACUGACUCUAAUGAUUCUGUAUAUUUUGGCGUAUCGUCUAUUCUUCUACAUAUCUAAAAUACCAUCCCAGGCGCUAAUUAAUUCUUC
Talaromyces stipitatus ATCC 10500 is the source of this 2545-nucleotide messenger RNA. Its product is annotated as DEAD box RNA helicase (Hca4), putative. The record is from RefSeq and is a predicted model, not a curated record. Gene Ontology annotation, biological process: rRNA processing. Gene Ontology annotation, molecular function: ATP binding; nucleic acid binding; RNA helicase activity. Gene Ontology annotation, cellular component: nucleus. NCBI's taxonomy places the organism in Eukaryota, Fungi, Ascomycota, Eurotiomycetes, Eurotiales, Trichocomaceae. The coding region runs from base 1 to 2454 and encodes 817 amino acids. The transcript has a single exon.